CACUCUCCCUUUCUUCUCCUCCUUUCCAAUUUUCCCCAUUUUCCAUUCUCUCUCUCUCUCUCUCUCUCUCUCUCUCUCUCAAUGAGUUGAGACUGGCGAGAGUUUUAACAGACAAAUACCAACUACUAGAGAAUAGAGAGAUUACACAGAACAGAGGAAAAAAAUAAGAAGAGCAAGAAAUGGGCAAGUACAUGAGGAAGUCCAAGUCCGCAGGGGAAAUGGCAGUCAUGGAGGUUUCACACCCACACCCACACCCACAGUCACAAGCCUCUCUCGGAGUUUGCACCCGAGCCAAAACCCUAGCUCUCCAGAGGUCAUCGGCUUCACCUGUCACCUCCGGCUCCUAUCUCCAGCUCCGGAGCCGCCGCCUCGAGAAGCCUCCGAUUCUCCUGCCCAAACGGCUCGAGCCCAAGAGGCAGAAACCCAAGGCUAGUUCUAAUUCUAGGGCGACUUCGAGGCUUGGAGUCCAUGGUUCGGUGGCCAAGGCUCAGGGCCAGAAGGCUGAGGAGGCUGACGAAAUGGCGCCGAAAGAGAAAGAGGGUCAAGAAAAGAAUGAGCACAAUAACACCAACAACAAAGAAAAUGGCGAUUUGGGUGUCGAAGAAGCUUCCUUUGGAGAGAAUGUGCUCGAGCUUGAAGGUAGAGAGAGGACCACAAGGGAGUCAACGCCUUGUAGCUUGAUAAGGGAUCCAGACACCAUCAGAACCCCCAGUUCUACUACCAAGCCUACUAAUUCAGCUGAAGCAAAUCGGAGAAUACAGAGCUCAUCGCAGAGGCACAUACCAACAGCACAUGAUAUGGAUGAGUUCUUCGCUGGUGCUGAAGGAGAGCAGCAAAGACAAUUCAUUGCGAAAUACAACUUUGACCCUGUGAAUGAUAAACCGCUCCCGGGACGUUAUGAAUGGGAGAAAGUGGAUCCUUAGAAGAUAUAAUUAGCAUUGCGUCAGGAGUUCCUUUCCUGCACAUUCUUGGUUGAUCUUGGGCUUAGGAAACUUAAACUAGCAGGGUUUAGUUUUUAGUAGUUGAGGUGAUGGUUGUUAUUUCUAUUUUCCAUCACCCUUCUUUUACUUGUAAAGAAGUAGGGACUGGCAAAGAUGUGUAGACUAAUGGUCUGUAACAUAACAGAUGUUAUGAGUACACAACAAAUACAAAUCAAAGUCCUUUGUCUAACAGAUCAUGUAAGAGAAGAGAGGAAGGGAAAGAGGGUACGAGAUGUAGGGUUAGGGUUAGAUUUCAGUGAAUUAGGUCAGUCUAAGUAGUACAGAAAGUUACUUAGAUUGAUUUUCUUUUUGUCUUGUACUCUGUAUUUUCCUCCCCUUCUUUGUCUAUACUUGUACUGAUGCAACUUUAGGAAACUCUUGGAAUAAAUGACCCUUUUUCCCCCUCUUCA
Messenger RNA from Prunus dulcis (almond), 1390 nucleotides. Its product is annotated as cyclin-dependent kinase inhibitor 5. Bases 180 to 923 code for a protein of 247 amino acids. Gene Ontology annotation, molecular function: cyclin-dependent protein serine/threonine kinase inhibitor activity. Gene Ontology annotation, biological process: negative regulation of cyclin-dependent protein serine/threonine kinase activity. The record is from RefSeq and is a predicted model, not a curated record. The transcript is spliced from 3 exons. Gene Ontology annotation, cellular component: nucleus. Lineage: Eukaryota; Viridiplantae; Streptophyta; Magnoliopsida; Rosales; Rosaceae.